GAGGGGGGAGGGGGAGAAAACGGGGAUCAGAGGUGGGCAGUCCUGUUAAUUGGCAGCGACAGACAGAACAGGAGAGAGGGGGGUGGCCGAGUGAUGCAAAAACAGCAUCAAACGCCAGUCGAUCCUUCAUUUUCACACCUUCUGUGCCAACGCCAGGGGAUAUGCACCAACUCUAAUGGAAGACGAGCAGCAACCUUGUAACGGAGCCUGCUGCUCUUGCUGCCCGCAUACUACCGGCAUCUCCUCUUCUUCCAGUCGCUACUCAACCCCUUAUCCUUAGCUGUGUUUCCUUCUUCACCGAGAGAGAGAGAGAGAGAGAGAGAGGGCCAGUGCGCUUUGUCAUUUGAGGUGAGGGGUUGGGUGUGAAGAGAAAUUUGUUUUGUGAGUUAGGGGAGUGGUGGAUGCGGUUGGCUACCAUGGACGUAGUGGGCGGCGUCAUAGUGGCCGCGCAGAGCAGUAAGACAGGAAGCUCCGGGGAGUCGCGAGGGAGGCUGAGCGGGAUUAAGCGUAGUUGUGGAUGUAGGGGAGGAAGAGACCACUGCGGGAAGGAUACGGCGUCGUCUUUGACAGAGCAGGCGGCACCCGUGUGGCGAAGCUUGAGGUCGGCGGGUGAGUCGCCAUUUGAGGGAUGGAAAUCGACCACCACCACCACCGCCACUACCACGGCCAAGAGUAACCUCCAGCGGUGGGGGAUGGUGGUGGAAUCCAAAGGAGGAGGGGUGGAGAGAGUAGCUGAUGACGAGUGUAACAAUGACCUGUGCAACGCCUUGAGCUGCGCUGCGUCCGAAGGGGGAAGCUUUGGUGGUUCUGAGCACGGAUUGAGGAAUGGGGUAAUUCUGGGAGGGCUUAGGGAAAGUACCGAGGUCAAGAUCGAGUCAUUGUCGACGGGAAUCAUGAAUUUUGAGCCGGAGUCCGUAAAUUCCGCGCCUUCGGUGUCCGAUGGAGGACUCUUCUUCUGGGCCUCGGCGCCCUGCACGUAUGGAUCUUGUUUGCUGAAGUCGCCGGAUCCCUAUCUCAUUAGUACCACUGUAGCUACUGAUCCGUUCUCCGGAGUCUGCCAUGGCAGCUCCCCCGAAGCCGAGAGGGACAGACAGAUAGCUUUUACGUUUGACGAUAGCAGUCUGUCGUUGGGUCCCCGCAUCAUGACUACUGAGCGUAGCGAAGGCGAGCCCCCGCCUAAGCGUGCCACGCGCAGUAGCCUGCAAAUUGGGUCUCUUAAUUUGCGGGAGCAAGAUGUCGAGGCGAGCUCGGCUAGCAGGUUGGUGAGGUCAACUUCUGCCUUUGGCGAUGGGUUCUCCCAGGAGAGCUCAGGAGCAUUGAUGGCGCCCCUGUUUCGGUCCAACAGCUCUAUGUUUCCAAAGCCGGCGCGGUCAUGGGCAGAUCCACUCAGAUUUCUAUUGAAGAAGGAGCUCACAGUUACGGACGUCGGCGAGCUGGGCCGCAUCAUACUCCCUAAGCGUUCUUGGCAGCGAGAUGCCGAAUGCCAACUCCCACACCUGGACAGCAAAGAGGGAAAGUUGCUGACCAUGGAGGACUACAACUCUAACAAACAUUGGACACUACGAUACAAAUGGUGGCCCAACAAUAAAAGCCGGAUGUACGUAUUGGAAAGUACCGGGGAAUUUGUCAAAUAUUACGAUCUCAAGGAGAAAGAUGAACUCAUCGUGUAUAAGGAUGGUCACGGGAAGCUGGUGAUUCGAGGUCAGAAGUGGUCAUCCUCAGCCAUAUUGAGGACCGAUUCCUUCUUGGGACCGUCUGGCUUCAAAAGCAAGAGCACAGGAAAACGCUCUCCGAAAGGUGGCAAUGUCCGGUCAAAUAUCUGCAAAGGCAGUCCAACAGCUUCCAGCUCCAAUUCAUCUGCCCAGCCAUCAAACAACUACCAAGCUCUGGACUCUCCUCAUGAGCAUGAAUCCGCCGACGUGCUGGACUUCAAGUUAGGCCCAGCCACCUCUCUCGUCACCAACCACAUCAUGGCCACACAGCAAGCCUCACAGCGAACCACAACCCGCACACCCAGUCCACCUUACAACGAUGGAGGACUCACGAAGCUGCACCACCUCGACGUGCCAACAUCAUCUCCGGUUGCAAACAUGCACCCCAAGAUCUCCCUCAAUACGCUGGACUGCGGGAUGUUGCCAGGGUCUGUCCACCCGACCUCUGCAUCCUCCUCACUUCAUUACCACGUUGAGCCGAGCGAGAUCGCUCCCAUCGGCAACUAUGGCGCCGUUGCGGUGCACUCGGAUGGUGCCAUCGACUGGGAGAAGCUCCCUGAUCCUCCAGGAAACCUGAUCGAGUUUCCUGAUCCGCCCGCCAUCGAGUUCCCCAUCGACGAGUUCGAGUGCAGUUGGGCGGAAUUUAGUUAGCUUCUCACCCUCUCAAGUUCAGCAAGCAAGCUAAUUGUUAAUAUUGACAGAUUUUUGGGGUGCAUUGUAUUGACUUCCCGGAAAGUUAGUAGUGGUGGUUGAGGGGGGGGGGGGGGGGGGGGGCUCUGGGUUCGUUCGUAGACAAGCUAAUAGCUUGAUAUGAGAAACAAAACACAGUAGGCCAGGCCGGAUGAGUCUUUCUCUUGCUAAAGAUUCCACACAAAGGUUGCCAUGGUUUGUAAGCGUGACUAGAUGAUGCGGGAUGAACGAGAUGUGCUUCAUUUAACUUAUAGCAAAGAGAAACACGACACUCGAAUACCUUUCUA
Messenger RNA from Physcomitrium patens, 2689 nucleotides. RefSeq lists its product as uncharacterized. The record is from RefSeq and is a predicted model, not a curated record. Gene Ontology annotation, molecular function: DNA binding; DNA-binding transcription factor activity. NCBI's taxonomy places the organism in Eukaryota, Viridiplantae, Streptophyta, Bryopsida, Funariales, Funariaceae.